Messenger RNA from Colletotrichum aenigma, 435 nucleotides. RefSeq lists its product as uncharacterized. Bases 1 to 435 code for a protein of 144 amino acids. Lineage: Eukaryota; Fungi; Ascomycota; Sordariomycetes; Glomerellales; Glomerellaceae. The transcript is spliced from 3 exons. The record is from RefSeq and is a predicted model, not a curated record.
AUGGCACCUGUUACCAUCUGGGAUGAUAAGGCUCAUGCCGAUCUCCUCAUCGCCUUGCUGCCAGUGGUGAAGCCAACCAAGGACCAGUGGGACGAGGUCUUGGCCAAUGUCCGGGCGAAAGGAUACAACUACACCGCCGGAGCUGUCGUGCAGCAUCUGCAGAAGCUUCAGAAGAAGGAGGCCACCGUCGCUGCCGAGAACGGUGAGGGCAACGACGCCUCUGCCGCCUCCACCCCCAAGGCCAAGAAGACCGCUACCCCUCGCAAGCGCAAGACUCCUUCCAAGAAGGUCAAGGCCGAGGAGGACGAUGACGAGGGGGAGGAGAAGCCGGCCAAGAAGCCCAAGGCUCCUCCCCGCCCCGACUUCAAGGAGGUUAACGAAGCCGAGGCCGCUGAGGAGCUCGCCGAAUGGCAGUCCGUUAAGGCUGAUAUCUAA